AUGGCGGCGGAAGAACAAGUCGAAAGAGGUGAAAUGACUCUGGCCAGCACAUUGAGCGAAGAUAUUCCCUUUGGUAUACGCGCUUUGACCGAGGACCCAGAAGUGGAGGGCGUAUGGGACUCUCGGGCUGUGGCUGCUCUACAUUACAAUUCCACCCAUACCCGACCUCGGCGCUACACUACAAGUCUGCGGCCUUCCAACGAGAGCAGGAAAGACUCUUCCAUGUCAUCAAUCUCCCUGCACAAGCCUAUAAAUCCAAGACUCGACUCGCCGAAUGCCUUGCAAGCUCCUAUGGACUCGCACGGGAAAGGUGGACCGGUCCACGAAGUCCCAGUCUCACAAAAGACGACCAAAAAGAUGGUCAUCAGUUAUGGUGGACCAUAUUUGCAGUCUGAAGCUACCAAACUCAUUUCCGAUCGCGAAUCAAGCACAACUCAAGCAAGGAUAAACAAUUCUGCUUUAAAGCUGCACCUUCGACCCAUUACGGAUCGCACUCCAGCAGCCGGGCGCAAGUUUGUCAUCGGAAAUCGACAAAAGAGCACGUCAGGUCUUUCACGCAGGGAAACAGUUUCUGACGAUCCACUGGAGCGGAUGGAAGCUCACCGAAGGUUUCACGCUGCGGAGAGUGGUCAGCUGCGACCUAGGUCGCGUCGACAUACCGAUCUGGCUCUCACGACAUCCCUUGCGCCGUCUGUUUCGGACAGUGAGGACAGCGAUGCCUCGUCGGCCCGCACACUGUCCUGGCCGCGUGACAAUGGAGUCAUGAACCUGGGGCAGCGGUUGCAUGGCAAGGCGCAAAGGGCAGAAGGUUCUAAGCCGGUCCCAUUUCGAGCCUUUGUCGAGUCUCUGCCAACAAGCAAGGCACCCCCGUCUGCAUGGACAGAUAAAACUCAAGCAAGACUUCACGCGAAACUGCCUAUGCCGGCUAAAGGUAGUAGUACCUCUUCAAGGGUUUCGACGGAUACUUCAGAGGCCUCCAUCAGCUCAACCACGACCGCACCAACGUCCUCUGUAGAGUCAAUCUCCAUCACUAGUACUCGGACCCGAAAGAUCAACGGCGGAUUCGAAGUUCUUCCGGCAGGUGCUUUGGCCAAGGAAACAAGUGUGAAAGAAUUUGGUUUAAGGCCCGAACCUCGGGUUGCACAAAAAAAGCCUAAGAAGCUGCAGAAGCGACCGCCGUCAGUGUCAGCAAGUCGUCGAAGCUCCAGCGAGAGUGAGCGCUUCAGCAGCGAAGAAUUCCGUCUACCCGUGUUCUGA
Messenger RNA from Exophiala viscosa, 1257 nucleotides. RefSeq lists its product as uncharacterized. NCBI's taxonomy places the organism in Eukaryota, Fungi, Ascomycota, Eurotiomycetes, Chaetothyriales, Herpotrichiellaceae. The record is from RefSeq and is a predicted model, not a curated record. The coding region runs from base 1 to 1257 and encodes 418 amino acids. The transcript is spliced from 3 exons.